AUGGCUGAAAGUAGCUCCGAUAAGACAUGGGCACAAGAUGUUUUCAGGUGUGAAUCUUGUAGACGAGGUCCAGUGAAAUUGUAUUGCACUUUCUGUCCAGCCAAACUAUGUACAAAUUGUUCUUCUGAUCAUAUUUUAUCUGAUCAAUUAAAUCGACAUGAAAUCAUUGCUUUUAAAAACAGAGAGACUGCCACAGCCCAAAGUGAAUUGCAAGUAGAUUGUCCUUGCCAAGAAUGUAAGGACAAAGAACGUACCAAACAUAAUAUGGAAAACAUCAGCGAUGCUCUCAGAUCAAAAAUUGAUCGUCUUCAAAAAGAGGCUGAGAUGAUUAAAUCACAGAAAAUGCCAGAAAUUGUACGACUUUGGAAGGAAAUACAGAAUAAAAUAGAUGAAAUUCAGGCAACGUACGAGCUUAGAGUCAAUGAAGUCAUUCUUCAGGGUAAACAAUGGCACUCGGCAGUGGACAAUCUAGUACAAGAAUACGAAGAUGAACUUUUAACAAUGAAAGAAAGCGACUUGAGAGAGUUCCAGAGACAACAAGAAAAAUUUGAAACCCUUUUAACAAAAGCAAAACGUAAGCUGAAGAUUCAUGAGUCUACAGAUAUUUCUCAGAUGGAAAAUUUCUGCUUUCCUGAUAUGGUUUUUCCAGAUCCAAUACUUUGGACAGGUCCUAACUUUGUUCCAAUCAAUGUCACUAAGGAAACCAUUCAACAUUUGUUCGGAACUUUGACACACAGCUCUGUCAAAUUUUAUACGACACAACAAAGUGCUUCAACCACUCCGCAGAGACAAUUAACUUUGGGAUUCCGAAUGCAAAAGUAUCGACCUGCACAUGAAAUUUGUAGGUGUGCACAUCCUCAAAUAUUAAGAAGUUUUUCCAGCGGUGAAAGUAAAUGUGCACAAUGUAAAAAGUUUAUCAAAUGA
Saccostrea echinata is the source of this 924-nucleotide messenger RNA. RefSeq lists its product as uncharacterized. NCBI's taxonomy places the organism in Eukaryota, Metazoa, Mollusca, Bivalvia, Ostreida, Ostreidae. The transcript has a single exon. Gene Ontology annotation, molecular function: zinc ion binding. Bases 1 to 924 code for a protein of 307 amino acids. The record is from RefSeq and is a predicted model, not a curated record.